This is a messenger RNA of Puccinia triticina, 204 nucleotides long. RefSeq lists its product as uncharacterized. NCBI's taxonomy places the organism in Eukaryota, Fungi, Basidiomycota, Pucciniomycetes, Pucciniales, Pucciniaceae. The coding region runs from base 1 to 204 and encodes 67 amino acids. The transcript is spliced from 2 exons. The record is from RefSeq and is a predicted model, not a curated record.
AUGUGUAAGCAAGUCAGACAACAGAAACUAUCGGAACUGACGGCGAUUCGGGAUGCCGAGAGUGCCUCGAUGCCGUCUGCAUGGCUCGGUUACGCCGUCGGGUCAUUCGACCCACCCGGAUCUGAGAGUCCAACGCCGAGACGGGAAGCCGUGGAUGUUGCGAGCAAUGAUAGCCCUAUCGACAAGGAUGUGGCCCUAGCGUAG